Messenger RNA from Hermetia illucens (black soldier fly), 1801 nucleotides. It is a transcript of the gene Pmi, whose product is annotated as transmembrane protein 11 homolog, mitochondrial. The coding region runs from base 428 to 967 and encodes 179 amino acids. The transcript has 3 exons. Gene Ontology annotation, biological process: inner mitochondrial membrane organization. Lineage: Eukaryota; Metazoa; Arthropoda; Insecta; Diptera; Stratiomyidae. The record is from RefSeq and is a predicted model, not a curated record. Gene Ontology annotation, cellular component: mitochondrial inner membrane.
UGUUUUCACAACAUAACUACGUCCAAUUGCCUGACUACAGCUGUUAAUUGCAUUUACAACAAAGUGGCGACCCGUCAAAACCCGUACGUGACAAAAUUCGUUCGACAUUCGUCGGUCGUGCCGCUUGACAAGUGGAAGUUGGUUUUUGUUGUUGUCGCUCGAAAGAGAAUUUGUCCGUUUGUCGCGCGAUAUUCCGUAGCUCUCAGGAUUUCAAACUCAGCGCCGUGUUCGUUUCUAAAUAAAAAUGGAUUAAGGGCUGGCUGGAAGUAGUUGUUCUAAAUUGAUAAGUGUACGCGGAGCGGUUACAAGUGUCACUGGAAGAAUUUCUCGAGAGUGCAGUCACUUUCCGUCCGGUUCCAAGGAGUCUGUACGUCCAAGGACUCGUCAAGGAGAUCGCGGGUUCCUCGCACUGAAUUCAGUAGAAAGAAUGUCAUCGCCUGAUGUGCAACCAUCCACUUCUACCGCGGAAUUAAAAUCACCAACAAUUCAUGUCAUCCGUGAGGUGUACGACAGCGGCAAUGCCCACGAGACGUUCGAGGCGGAGCUGGAAAAGGCCCUCGAAGCCAAAGUCAAUUACAUAAUAAUCGAGCCAACAGUUCUGGGCGACGAGACCGGACGCUGGAUCACCGUGGGCAAUUGUCUGCACAAGACGGCUGUGCUGUCGGGAAUCUCAUCUAUUGUUUCUGGACUCAUUUGGCAGGAUCGUCCGCUGUUUAGCGCCCCCCUUUGCGCCAUCUCCAUCUUCUGCACGGGCUUGUAUACCGUGUCAUGGAACUACGACCCGUGUUGUCAGUAUCAGGUUGAACGCGAUCCUAAAAAAUUGGCGAACGUACCAAAUUUGCACGAGUUCUCGUCACCACUAGUUUUAGCAUAUUCAGAUAACACAAGAACCAAAUACUUCCACAGGGGUAUUACAUUAUUGUCUGCAGCGUUUUGUGCUUGGCAACUUUAUAAAGCCUACAAAUAGCUCAAAAUUAAGCCACAAAAAUGUGUCCCCUUCAAUUGUAUAUUUUGUUGGCAUGUAAGAUGAAAAAUUGUGAAAAAGAAACAAAAUUUUUAAAACAACUCUACAACAUAUAUCCAUGCAUAGAUGCAAAGUGUUAGAAACCUGAAAAAUAGUGGUGUUAAUUUUUUUUCUUUGGAUUCGUUUAGAAAGUAGCUUAAAAACACAAAAAACAUAAAAUAUUUAAGGCAACUUGUUAAUAUGGAAAACAAAAAUAUAUUUUUUGACUAUAGCAAAAAAAUACAAUCGUACUUUAUGUUGUAUUAUGAACAAAAAGAGGAACAAUAAUACACAAAACUUAAUGAACGGAGAACAGGAAAAGAGUGAUUUAGUUGUCUAGGAAAUUCUAUGAGAUUUUUGGGAUGUAAACUUGUCGGAAAAGGGCAUUUCAUCAGUUGAACUACUGCUUACAAGAAUAGAUUUUGCUUCCUUACGAUAAUUGAAGGCAUACAAUCAUGGUCAGCCGAGGUAGCAGCGUCGAUAUUUUCUACAACGGCCGCUGCAAUCUCUAGAAAUGAAUAAAUGGGUCUGAUACCAUCCUUUCACAAAAAGAAGUCUUCUAGCCUUAAGUAGAAGUUACGAGAGUAGCUUAAGUGAACACUUGAUAACACCCAUACACCAUCUAAAUAGCAAUAACAUCUUAUGGUAGACUGUACUUUUAAUUUUACGUUUUUAUCUCUUUUUUUAUUUGAUUGUUGUGUUCUAAAUUAAAUGCUUUGUCUUAGUAUUCUUUUACCGAAUAGUUUUGGGGCUGUGUUUGGAAGAGUAAAAAGUAAAUAAAAUCAUCUAGCAAGAAAA